AGAGAGAGAGAGAGAGAGAGAGAGAGAGAGAGAGAGAGAGAGAGGGGCAGUAUAUAUGUUCAUGGGUUGAAUGCUCUUCCUUUCUUGAACAAUAUUUUUUUUUUGUUGCGUGCUUUUUGGGUUUGCAUGAACAUAUAUAUAUAUAACAGAGAUGUAUAAGUGUGAUGGGCAGAAGGAAUGUUAUUUUUUCACAAGAAGAAAAAUGAUGAAGUAUCAAAAUGGAGACCGGCCGAGUCGAUCGACGGGGGAUGGGUACUGGAAGUCCAGUGGAGCAGACAAACCAAUUAGGGAUGGUGAUGCAAUGGUGGGUUUUAGGAAAGCUUAGAACCAAAACUGAUUGGAUAAUGCAAGAGUAUGGGGUUAAUAAUGCCAUACCCGGUGUUGACAUGAAGCUGGACAGCUGGGUGUUAUGCAAGAUAAGAAGAAGCAAAAAGAAGAUAAUGUAGCACAGGAAGAGGUGAAAGAUAGAAGGAAGAUUUAUUGGCGCUCUUGGGAGGAAAUUUGUAAACCUACCUCGGAAGGGGGUUUGGGUCUGAGAGAUCUUAAUGAAGUUCAGAAAUCUCUUCUCAUGAAAUAUGUCUUCAGAUUGCCCACCUCUAACAAUUUGUGGGCAGGUUUUUUCACAGCUAUAUAUUGCAGAAAUGAUCAUUUAUUAAUAAGGAAGGGGAGACUAAAUGACUCUUGGUUCUGGGAAUCAAUUAUGGCCACGAUUCUAGAAGUUAUGGAUAAUGUUAAAAUUUUGGUGAGAGGUGGGAACUCUUCUCUUUGGUUCGACAGGUGGUUGUCAUCAGACCCAUUAUCUAUAAGCACCGAGGAUAUUUUGAACAAGAAGUUGUGUAUUAACGAUUGCUGGCUAAAUGAUAAUUGGAACUCCAAUUUAGUACUAGAAUUGGUUGGUGCUGAUAAAACAAGGAAAAUUUUGCACCAGGUGCCGGCGGGUAAAAGUUGGAAGGAUAUUUUUGUCUGGAAGCCUGCCCUUGACGGUAAUUUCUCUACAAAAACGGCUUGAGAGGCAGUGAGGUGCAGAAGUGAUAAUUUUGUGUGGAAUGACUGGUUUUGGCAUUCUUUAUUGUCUAGAAGAAUUUCAAUGUGUUUAUGGAGAGUCUGGUUUAAAUGAUUGGCUGUAGAUGAUAGAAUUUAGACCAAAAGAAUAUCAAUGGCUUCGGCUUGUGAUUGCUGCGUUCAAAGAAGUCAAGAAAACAUUGAUUAUAUUUUUUC
Malania oleifera is the source of this 1218-nucleotide messenger RNA. RefSeq lists its product as uncharacterized. Lineage: Eukaryota; Viridiplantae; Streptophyta; Magnoliopsida; Santalales; Ximeniaceae. The transcript has 3 exons. The record is from RefSeq and is a predicted model, not a curated record. The coding region runs from base 410 to 1009 and encodes 199 amino acids.